UUGGGUGUGGGUACGAGAGGGGCCAGUCAGUGGUUACACGGUCUCUACACGGUCACAAGGCGGACAUGUUGUAGGUGUAUUUCCGUCAAUGUGCGCGGUGUUCUGACGCGUGAAGGGGGGCAAGUGAAAAAAAAUUCCACCUUAUUUUUUAUUAUUUCUCUCAUGAAUAUCGCCAGUUCCCAAUUAAUACGGGUGAAGUGCCGGAGUUUGUAUUGUGACGAGUGAGUUAAUAGAUCGAACAUAUGUGAAGUGACCAGUGUAUUUGGAUUUCGAGCGCUAUUUCGCCGAGUGAAUACGGGAUUUUGUUUUAAUCCUCGCGCAAUAAUGAGUUGGGGUAGUGAACUUUGGGAUCAGUAUGAUAAUCUAUCCCUGCAUACGCAGAAGGGGAUAGAUUUUCUGGAGAGGUAUGGACAUUUCAUACGGGAUCGGUGUAAAAUUGAAGUGGAGUAUGCUGGGAAUUUGAGAAGGCUAGUGAAAAAUUAUCAACCGAAGAAAAAGGAGGAGGAGGACUACCUAUACAGUCCGUGCAAAGCAUUCAAAUUAGAACUGAAUGAGGUAAAUGAUCAGGCGGGACAGAGGGAAGUUAUUGCUGAGAAUCUCCAGGCGAAUGUUCUCCGUGAGCUGAAUUUACUAGUAAAAGAUUUCAAAGAGGACAGGAAAAAACAUCUCCAAGAGGGCGCAAGAUUAAUGACAUCAUUGGCAACGCAAAUUGGUAACUUGGAGCGAGCUAGAAAAGCGUAUGAGAAAGCAUUUCGCGAGGCGGAGAGGGCAAUUGAGAAUUUUCAAAGAGCAGACGCUGAUCUGCACUUGUCGAGAGCAGAAGUGGAGAAGCAGCGGAUGAACAAGACGCUGAAAACACAGCAGAGUGAGGAGGCGAAAACGGAGUACGCGAAUCAAUUACAGAAAACUAAUGAACUGCAGAGGCUUCAUUAUCACACUGCGAUGCCCGAAGUCUUUCAACAUUUGCAGGAGUUGGACGAGAAGAGAAUAAAAAACAUGAGGAAUUACAUGUUAAAAUCAGCAGACAUUGAACGAGCGGUGGCACCAAUAAUUGCCAAGUGUUUGGAUGGAAUCGAGAGGGCGGCGAAUGAAAUUAAUGAGAAGGAGGACACAAUGUUGGUGAUUGAACGGUACAAGAGUGGCUUCACACCACCUGGUGAUUUUCCAUUCGAGGACCUGUCUGAUGCCAAGACAUACGACAGUAAUACACAAUUAUCACAGCCUGCAAUGCAACCGAUACACAAUCAUUUGACCGUCAAAGGUACAGUUUCUGGUGGGAAAAUUAAGAAAAGAGUCGGAAUAUUCGGAAUUUUCAGCAGUAACAAGAAGUUGAUCGAGGUGUGCAUAGCUUUAAAGAACAAUGUGCCUGGUUAUGGUGACGGUGUGAAGGAGGAUUGCAGCGAUUUGCCACCGAAUCAGAGGAAAAAGCGUUUGCAACAGCGAUUGGACGAUAUUCAAGCGAAAAUACAGCAGGAAACAGCAGCGAGAGAUGGACUGAUGAAGAUGAAAGGUGUGUACGAGCAGAAUCCAGCACUUGGUGAUCCUAUGAGUAUAGAAGGCCAAUUAAAUCAAUCGAGCCAUAAACUGGACAAACUGGGUGGCGAGUUGGCCAAGUUUCAGGGAUAUCUCGAGGAAGCCAUAAAAGCAGGCGCUGGCCUCUCAAGUCCCAGUCAAGCCUCGAGGAAGCCAACGAGUAACGGUUCUACGACACGAUCAACAAAUUCGAGGAGAUCGAGUCACUCAGGCGGCGAGGAGAGUCUGUCGCGAUCGGCAUCGGACUCAAGCGUUAGCAAUGCCAAUGCCAAUCAACCAGUGCACAAGAAGAGUGCACCAGGGACCCCACAGCCAAGUCAUGAUUCCACGAAUAGCCCGGAAUCUGGACUCGGUGCGUCGAGAACGUCGUUGCCUGGCAGUGGAGGUGAGGAUUACUACGCGGACGAGGUCGAUGCACCACCACCGUUGGGAACCUGUCGAGCGCUCUAUCCGUUUGAUGCAACGAGUGAGGGCUCAAUUCCAAUGUACGACGGCGAGGAACUCUACAUGAUCGAGUUGGACCAGGGUGACGGCUGGACGCGCGUCCGCAGAAUGUCCCAGCCCAUCGAGGGCUUCGUCCCCACCUCCUACAUAGAAUUUCAACUGUACAACACAUAAUUUCCCCUCCAGUGAUUCGUAAGAAUACCUAAAUGUUUACAAAAAGUGGUGCGUUGUUGAAAAUAAUAUUUUUUUCAAUGCCGAAAGAAAAAAUACUCGACAGGCAGAUUAAUCCAGCGAACAAUCGAUUUUCUAUCGAUGAGUAAUCGCUUGAUAAAUGUGAUUGAACCUGAACAAUGUGAAACAUCAAAUUGGCCUCUUUCUGGUCAAUACUACAUAGCUGUAAUCGUUUGAUUUAGUUUCGUGCAAUUUAACAAACAGUCUGUAAUUUUUUUGUUCGUCUCGUAGUUAUUAAAAUUCAGACCAUUAUCCAUUGGUGACAGUUGAGCUAAAGUGCGGGUUAAAUGAACAUUGCAAUCAACAUUUGAUCUUUAUUGCGUACGAUCAAUGGAGGUCGUUGUGGAGAGGCUUUGAAUGUGGCACAUUAAGCGCGUUACCUCCUCGAGGAAAAUUAAUACUAUUCAGCUAUGGGUGUGCGAGUGAUUCCAUGUAAAAAAAUUGGUAUGAAUGAGAUUUAAUGCGGUUGUGGAAAAACUUUUUACUCUGAUUAAAAUCUAUUACCAAUGGA
Diachasma alloeum is the source of this 2719-nucleotide messenger RNA. It is a transcript of the gene Cip4, whose product is annotated as formin-binding protein 1-like. Gene Ontology annotation, biological process: signal transduction. The transcript has 11 exons. NCBI's taxonomy places the organism in Eukaryota, Metazoa, Arthropoda, Insecta, Hymenoptera, Braconidae. Bases 325 to 2151 code for a protein of 608 amino acids. Gene Ontology annotation, molecular function: protein binding. The record is from RefSeq and is a predicted model, not a curated record.